This is a messenger RNA of Porites lobata, 6938 nucleotides long. The record is from the annotation of a GenBank genome assembly. Lineage: Eukaryota; Metazoa; Cnidaria; Anthozoa; Scleractinia; Poritidae.
AUGGCUCGGCUUGCGCCGAAACCAGUCUGUGAUAACACUGGAAGUGUGCGAUAUCUCCCUUGUAUCUUAAAUUGCAUCGAGGUGCUAGAAAUAAACCUAUUACGAUGUAUAUUUUGCUCUGGAAAAGUCGCGCUUUUUUACAUCUUUCCUUGGUUUGUAAAAUAAAUUGUUUCGAAAAUAUGAUGGCUCGGAGGGUUGUCUUGAGGCGUUAAGUAUCACUGUCUGGUGCGAUUGACUAUUAGUCAUCAAAACACAAAAGUAGGCCAAAGGUUGCGGCUAACGCAUCAAUUAGGGUUUAAAUCCUCUGACAAAUUAGCCUUUUUCACGGUGGUAACUCGAUACGAAGAUAUGGUUUCCUUACAAAGGAAAACAAGUAAAAUGCCCCUUUUUGAAUAUCAUGUGACGUUUCACACAACAAUUGCUUGCCCUUAUUAAAAAUAUCCGUGGUUUUUAAUUCUUUGAACACGUGUUGCAUUUAAAUAAGGCGUCUUCGCAUUCGCUUCAUGAGCGACAUCAUCUUGGAAAUACAAAAGACAUGUGUGCCUAGCUUUUCUUGAACCCAGUCAUUGUGAGGUGGGUAAGGCUACAAAUUGAAAGCUGCACGUGCCUUACUUUAACACUGAGCCAAAAGAAGCAAUCGAAGACGAAAUCAUUACAUUGAACCCAUUUGCCUGCUCUUUCAACGUUGUAAACGGCGGCUAUUCAACAGCUGAAAGAUGCGCAUCGCAUCCGCUUGCCACCAUCUUUUGAUCUCUUAUCUCUGCGAGAUGAGUGUGCUCCUUAGUUUGUCUACCGUUCACGUCCACUGAAAGGUAUUUACGUCAAGAUUUUCCUCCCUUGCACAAGCUUAAGCGCAAAGGUCAAAAAGAAGAGCGUUUUGGCGUAGGUUGUUUGAGAUACUUAGCCGAACGGUUGAGCAAUUUUGAUAAAAGAUGCACCAUACAGCUUAGAAAACUGAAAGGCGGUUUAUUUAUACGCAAUUCCCCCUUUAAAAUCUGGUGGCUUUUAUCUUAUCUGCAGUCAAAUACCGGCUUACUUAAGCUUCACUAAUUGAGCACAGAGUCAAUUCUUUUGAUGCUUGAUUCGAUUGUAUUAAGCAAAAUGUGAAAAGUAACAGUCCACUGAUGAAAAACAAGAUAAUCGAUCUUUCCAAUGUGUAUAGCAAAUCUUAAAAGAAACCAAAGAAAGAUUAUCCCCUUAAAAAAGAUCUAUAGUCAACAAAUCUGGUGACAAAUUUCCGUAAAUUACUGUACCAGGAAACUACUGAUUGAAGUGGACAGACUGUACGAUUGUUGCUCUAAUUCCAGUGGACACACAAUUUUAACAACAACAAUAAACAGUACGCUAGGAAAGUACUCUUAACUGCCUUUUAUGUAAGGGGGUUCCACUCAAAUAUUUUUUCUGCCACAAUCUCUAACACGAAAUCCUACCCUCGCUCAAUUUUUCUCCCCUUUUUUUCUCGCAAGUCAACACCCUGCUCCCGCAAACCAUUUUUUAUAAAAGGAAGUCUAAUCUGAUCGAUCCGUUAGUACACUUGUGCGUGGUUUUAAAAAUCACAUAAUGAUGGAUAUUUCCGGAGAGUUGCAAAACACUCUGUCUGCGUCAACAUGUGUCGACAGGUACCUCUGAUGUGGGUCUCAUUUAUGGGUGUGGCCUACCCCCUCGAUGAAGUAACUUUGACAUAGCGUGGGUGGAUUGCAAGGACUGAUUGUGUCCGGCAAAUUGUUAGUUGCUGAAAGGAGGUGGACAAAUUUCAAGAGGAAUUCUUGAAGACUAACUGCGGCAGGGGUAGCUUAGUUGGUGGUCUACACAGCGGGAGUCGCAAGUUCGAUUCCCGCGUCCGAACAACAGUUGGAGAUAUUCCUGCUAUUACAUUGUAACUUAAAUUAGUAGGGUUUUUUCCUCUUAAAGCCUCGAAACGUCGUCGCCCUCUUUGUGCAGUCCCCAUACUGACCAAAAUCAAAGUAAGAUAAAACCAGGAGCCUGGAAAAACAAAUUAUUAUUUUGAAGUACACUCCACUCUCGCUAAUUCAGACGAAGACCCGUUUAGACCGGUAUAAAGUGUUCUUCUUUGCAAGAAUCAAACGCAAAGGCUGAUAAACGGCGGAAACCGGCCAUCUGUAGGCGUCAGCUGUUUUUAGGGAGGGGUCCGUGUUCCUCUCAAUGUAGAGUACCCCGUAAUCAGAGACCUCACGGUAUGAAAAAUAACGCGCCUUUAAAGCUUUUUAUGUCGGUGACAAUUGCAAGGGGAUAUCGUUUCAGAAAACGUUUGCUCAUCAUAAUAUGUCUUCAAAAUUAUUUUUUUAACACAUCUAUAUACGGAACUACGAAAAUCCUAUCACACCUAACCAAUCGUCUUGGUGGAUUAUAUAAGAGGGCUUUACAGAUGAAAAUUCGGUUCAAUUAACCUAGCGCCCCCUUCGUUUUUUUCCGAGUUUUAUAUUUUCCUCCGCCAGAAUUUUAAAUCGAUUUAUUUUUAUGUUCAUACUUUUUGGUAAUUCCCGAUUACCCUUGGAGCUGUCAAGCAGGGUAUUCACAAUCAAAAUUGAAAGGUGCAAUGCAAAUGACUUUAUUUCCUGAAUUACUGACAAACAAGUAAUACUUUAGGAAAGUAAUGCCAAAAUAGCUCAUUUGAAUGGAUACACCAUGAAAUUUCCUUCACAAAAUCGGUAGAAGUGCAUUGCAUGUCUUCAUAUAACCCCGAGAGUAAGAACUACGUGAUAGUGGCUUUGGCGGAAUUUCUUUUUUUUCGUACGCACUUCUCCUAAUCCGUCUUGCCUUUCAUGCCAGCACUGACAAAUUCGGCGUAAUAUUUUUAGUUCUGAAGCCUAUCGACAUCGGCGGAUGGAUACAUACUUCAAAGGUCUUAAGUCUUCUAAAGGAUCCGUAUUUAAAAACGAGGGCAAAAUGUCGUGUAAAAGAAAAAGUUUUGACGCAUUUUAAUGGUUUACCUACGGGUGGGAAGAAAAAGUGUUGCUUUACUUGGUACGGAUAUUGAAUAAGUCGGCCAGAUUUGUAGAAACUGAGCGCCAGCAGUCGAUAAGGAAAAGAGAAAACUCCGUCUUGUGAUUUUGUUUAUGUUCAAAACUAGGCUCUUGAGUUUGUGAAUCACAUCCUAUAGAAGUGUAACUAUUAAAGUGAAAGCUAUUGGGCAAUAAUUUUCUUUUGUGCAUUAAUAAUGUGCUAUACAAGGUGGCACUAGAAGCGUCGUCGCCUCUUUGCGCAGUCCCUAUACUGACCAAAAUCAAAGUAAGAAAAAACAAAUUAUUAUUUUGUAGUACAGUCCACUCCCGCUAAUUAAGACGAUUUAGACCCGUUUAGACCGGUAUAAAGUGCUCUUCUUAGCAAGAAUCAAAGGCAAAGGCUGAUAAACGGCGAAAACCGGCGAUCGGUAGGCGUCAGCCGUUUUUAGGGACGGGUCCGUGUUCCUCUCAAUGUAGAGUUCCCCGUAACCAGAGAAUUCACUGUAUGAAAAAUAACGCGCCUUUAAAGCUUUUAUGUCGUUGGUCAUACCAUGGGAUAUCGUUCCAGAAAACGUUUGCACAUCACUGUCUUCUAAAUUAUUUUUUUAACACAUCUAUAUACAGAACUACGAAAAUCCUAUCACACCCAACCAAUCGUCUUGGUGGAUUAUAUAAGAGGGCCUUGCAGAUGAAAAUUCUGUUCAAUUAACCUACCGGCUACCACCCCCUCCUUUUUUUUCCGAGUUUUAUAUCUUCCUCCUCCAGAAUUUUGAAUCGAUUUAUUUUUAUGUUCAUACUUUUCGAUAAUUCCUGAUUACCCUUGGAGCUGUCAAGCAUAUUCACAAUCAAAAUUUAAAGGUGUGCUACAAAUGACUUCAUUUCCUGAAUUACUGACAAACAAGUAAUACUAUGGGAAAGUAAUGCCAAAAUAGUUCAUUUGAAUGGAUACACCAUGAAAUUUCCUUCACAAAAUCAGUAGAAGUGUAUUGCAUGUCUUCAUUUAACCCCGAGAGUAAGAAUUACGUGAUAUUGGCUCUGGCGGAAUUUCUUUUUUUCGUACGCACUUCUCUUAAUCCGUCUUGCCUUUCGUGCCAAAACUGACAAAUUCGGCGUAAUAUUUUUAGUUCUGAAGCCUAUCGACAUCGGCGGAUGGAUACUUACUUCAAAGGUCUUAAGUCUUCUAAAGGAUCCGUAUUUAAAAACGAGGGCAAAAUGUCGUUUAAAAGAAAACGUUUUGACGUAUUUUAAUGGUUUACCUACAGGUGGGAAGAAAAAAUGUUGCUUUACUUGGUACGGAUAUUGAAUAACUUGGCCAGAUUAGUGGAAGCUGAGCGCCAGCGGUUGACAAAGAAAAGUGAAAACUUCAUCUUGUGAUUUUGUUCAUGUUCAUUACUAGGGUCUUGAGUUUGUGAAUCCCAUCCUAUAGAAGUGUAACUAUUAAAGGGAAAGCUAUUGAGCAAUAAUUUUCUUUUGUACAUCAAUCUGUGUUGAUAUUGACUCUCCUUGAAAAUCAGAAGAGUUAAUUCGACCUGGGGACAUGCUCUAAUUGCAGUACCCCAGAUGCAGGCAUGGUCAAAGUUAAUUGUGACGAGAAUUUUGUCUUUUCUUGCGUUUGCGUAGCUGUUAGCUGCACAUGAAAAGUGAAUGACGGUCAGGUCAAAACUUUGAAAUGUUUUCACUGCAAUAAAACGCUCUGCUGCAGUUUUGACUGACGUAGACAAAGUUUUGGGUGGAUGAAAGCUAAGGGUCAGGCUAAAGGUGCUGAAAUAUCAGAAUGCGCCGAAUUCCUUUCCCCAAAAAGAUUUGCCCUUAUUAAAAGAGAUAAAUACCUUCCUGAAAAGUGUAAUCACAUGUUUCUGCGUCCUUUUUUCAAUGAACAAGCCAUGUUCUCUUCGUAACAAGGCUGAAUGGGCAAAAGGAAUCUGGAAGGCGAAGCAAUCGUUUCUUUUGAGCCACCAUGGUAAAGCACAGCGACCUACCAGUGACAUUACAAAACUGCAUCCUUUCAAGUAUUUUUGCUUUUUACUUUAAUUUUCAUUUGAACUUUGAAUUGUGCACUCAAUGCUCAAACUGUAAAAUAGUUUACACAUUAGUGCAAGAACAACUUUAACAGCACAACCUUUAGCAGCGCAACUCGCCCCCUCUUGAUAUGAAGUCAGUCCUGCAUCGCAGACUGCUAUCUCGAGCACGCUCCGCGUUUUAAUAGUUGUCUGAUGCAGUGCAUUAGUCAAUCAUUCAGCUAAGCUUUCUGGACACAGUGAAUGUGAGGUUAUAAAAUGUUGUGGACUAAAGAAACAACACGAUGGAUUAUAUCCAAAACUUGUUAUGAGGUGCUAACAAUUGGUAUAGCACUCUUCUUCUUUAAACUCAGUCUUGAUCUUUAGUAUAUCUUUAUUGGGACACUAUUAUCAAGACAACGUUAGCAAUUUAAACUGAACGCCGUGUGUUUUCAAGGAGCACAUUUUUCAGUUGGCAGUGGUAAGUUUGCAAAUAACUGUAUUUAUUUAGUUUUUCUCUAUGCGUUGUCGGGAACCGAGCUCCAUUACCGACACUGAGUAUUUAUCAGUGUUUGGAAAUCUUGAAGGCCUUAAUCUUAAAAUUUUAUUUGAUUUACGAGAAAAGAAGGAUCAUUAUACAGCUGAAAAGUGUAAGUAGUAUAACACAUGCAUCUCUCAUAGCUGCAAGAUUCCAGAUCAGUAACAGCAAUAUAGCAAGGGGACAUGUCAAACAACUUCUCAGCCUAGACAGUCCAAGGUCCAAAAACUGAUUUGCCUUAGGUAACAAUCAUUUAUAGUGGCUGGUUUAUUUAGAGCGAAAAUCUAAAUGAUGAAUGAUGAUGAGCAGAAGAAAGGAUGAGGGCUGUUUAAAAUCCGGGACUUGAAAUUAUAAAUGGUUUAUUGCUCAGAGGGUUUUUUUCCUUUGGACCAAGAGAUGAAGAUAUUGGUCUAAUCUUAGACACGGUGAUUCAGAGUAACAGGACUGUGUAAGCUAAGUGGUAGAGCCCUGUUUCGCACAUCUUUGAAAGUGAGAGAGUUUCGGUGCAUUGGUGUAUGAGAAAUAGCAACGUAAAAUAUAUAAAAGGUAAGGCUAAUCUUAAACUGCAGCAAUAGAAUUUCCUCCACGUUAGAAUCACUGAUUGCAUUUUAUGUGAGAUCAUAUACUACGUAUAUGAACUCUGAUGGUAAAUCUAAAAGUCCUCGGUUUUCUCUCUAGUCUUUUCAUUCGCCUUCUGGGACUGGCAUACUUGCCACCAUAUUGAAUGUGCAUUUGUUUAGUUAGCAAAGAGACAUGGCUAUGCUGAGUCACGAGUCUUCUGACUUGAACUAGUUAAGUUGAAUUCUCGGAAAAUAAAACAUUUUUUAUAUGUUAGAUAUGCUGUUUUAUGAAGAAUAGAGAAAACCAUAUUUUGUGCUCAGUAUUACAGCCGUUGUAUUCAUUUGCAUUCUUUUUUAUUCUUUUGAUGUUGAUAGUUGAACGUGGUGGAGCUUUGAAUAAGAGCUGCAGGUUACAGCAAUCGAAACAUCUACGUAUCAUUGUCGGUAAAUUGCGUAAUCCUCGGAGGCCUUCGGAUAUUAAUACCGAAUACCGUCAUUGCGUGUUAUUUUAUUCUAAACUUUUAGUUGUAGUCUCCGCAAGUUGCAAUCCUUCGGUGAAUUAUAUCUCCAAAAAAAUUUCAACUGUGUUUCCCUUGGGUUUCAAAGUUCUGUUUGCUGGAUAUGUGUUCUAUAGAUAAUUCAAGAUCUUACCUAGUUUACAAUUUGAAAAUUAUUCAAUCGUCAAUUUCCAUAAAAAAAAACUUUAAUGGUUAAACGUCACUAAAAACGAUGGUUUCCAUUUCAAUUUCACAAAAUUUUCAGACUUUCUAUUCCUGCUCUCUCUCCUAAGAAAGGGUGGCUUCCGAGAUUACGGCUGGGUGAGUCAAAUGAUUCUCUUAAACCUACAACCAACCAUGCACCAAAGGAGUGCUUAGGUUAG